GAAAUGAUAAAAAUGACAUGAAUGUUCAUAGCAUACAGCGCCAGAACUUCUCUCGUCAUCCCUUUUUUUUUAUUGAUCACAAAAUGGCGUCGGGAAACGUUCAUCAGUAUCGUACGCUUAGUGUGUUUUUAAUUUUCUGAAAUCACUUCCACAAGUCCAAUAACACAAACACCAAUUGCAUUUGCUUAGUGAUUCACUGAAUAAUUAAGACACUAGUCUAACCAACCCUAAAACCCAGUAGUGUUAAAUAAACCUUGAAGGACAGACAUUUCCCACAACAUUUUAAUUUCGUAAUCCAGUGGAACAGUGUGAACAAAAGUCAUUGUUAUUUGUCAUUUGUGCGCCGAUAAGAGGAACAAUUGCAUCGAUUUAGUGUUAAUGAACCCGGGGCUAAAUCCAGCAGUCGUGAUGUAUCUGAAAUUGAUGGACAAAUCUUCAGCACAAGUUUAACGUGCUUGGAAUAAGAGAUCAAUAGACAUUCCAGCGAGGGGCAUCUUCAAUUACGAUACGAACUCAAACUGGAAAGAGUUUUCCCUCCCUUCUUUUCCCCCAAAAAAUCAUUGAUCCCUGGAUUAAAAAAAAAACGUUCUCCAUCAACUGUAUUCUUUCCACGAGUUUCGUUCGUAAUUGAGAGUCCAAAUAAAAUCAUCAAGAAUCAACGGUACACCGGUGAGUUCCAACACAAAAUAUUGAUUGGUAGCUCAAAGGACACUCAAAGCCAACUAACAAUGUCUGUACAAAGUGUUGCUCUGGCAUCUCUAACGGCCACCUACACCGACUCGGAGGGUGAGGAUGGUGUGGAUGAAGAACAGCAGGAGAAUGCAAAGGCACCCAUCGGGGCUGGACCUCAUAAUUCCCAAGUCGGUCAGCCCCAGGGUAUCAGCAGUCCCAAAUCUGGUAGAUCAGCAUCAAAUAGCCCCAACGUUGACACCAGUAUUGGGAGCAAGACGAUAUCAAUAUUGUCAAAUCCACCCACCCUAGUUACCGAUGUAACGUCCAAGGUCCAGCGUUUAGUUUCAUAUUUUGAUGAUACUGUUGUCUCCGAUGACGAGGGUACAGCGACAGUUAAUAGUGAGGUGGCCAAUGUACAUAAUAUGAAAAAUGGUCUCACCUUGAUAAAACUCGAGCCGUCACCCUCGAUACUGGGAGAAUUAGUUUCAGAUGCUGUUGGUGAUAAUGAUGGUGAUAACGAUGGUGUUGCUAUACCGCCGGAACCAACUGGUCAGUGUCCAAUUGAAUUGCAGGAUAAAAUAUCUGUACUUUUUAGGAAAAUGGAGAGCGGUGGUUUGGAUAUGAAUAAGUUAAUACAACUGAGAAAGGAUUUUAGAAAUCCAUCGAUUUAUGAGAAACUUAUACAAUUUUGUAGUAUCAAUGAAUUAGGUACGAAUUAUCCACCAGAGAGAUUUGAUCCAUUCAAGUGGGGUAAGGAUUCUUACUACGAGGAAUUGGCUAAGGUACAGAAAAUGGAGAUGGAUAAGCUCGAGAAAGCGAGAAAAGAGAAGACGAAAAUUGAAAUUAUCUCGGGUACUGCUAAGCGGCCAAACAGCUCAACAACAACAGCUGAGGAUGAUGCCAAGAAGAGAAAAAGCAAGUGGGAUCAGGUUGCCACUGGUACAACAACAACAACUGUCAAACCAACACUCUUGUUGUCACAACCUACCUUGACAACUCUAACGUCAUCGACAUCUGGGCCCAAACCCACUGUUAUAUCAGCCUUUGGCUCGUUACCAAAGAAAAGACUGUAACAUAUAUACUAUUUUGUUAACAAUAAGGAUACAAAUUUUGUGUACAUAUAUACAUACAGAUAUCUAUAUUGUAUA
Messenger RNA from Fopius arisanus, 1820 nucleotides. Its product is annotated as SAP30-binding protein-like. Lineage: Eukaryota; Metazoa; Arthropoda; Insecta; Hymenoptera; Braconidae. The record is from RefSeq and is a predicted model, not a curated record. The transcript has 2 exons. Gene Ontology annotation, biological process: regulation of DNA-templated transcription. The coding region runs from base 729 to 1745 and encodes 338 amino acids. Gene Ontology annotation, cellular component: nucleus.